AUGGAAACUCUGUCAGACACGACUUGGGAUGUGAUCAUCGACGGGACUGGGGUUUCCCAGUCUCUUCUGGCACUGGCCCUCUCACGAUCUGGAAAGAAGGUUCUUCACAUCGACCGAAACCAGUACUAUGGUGGUUCAGAUGCAGCCUUCAGUCUUGAUGAGGCCCAGGAGUGGGCAGAGAGAGUCAAUCAAGGUGAUUUCACCCUGGCGAACAUAGAUCAACAUUCAAAGAUGCCUCAAUCUUCAAACAUGAUGCAUCUUCUUCCGAGGAGACGGGCAUUCCCCCCCAAACUUGCAUCCAGCCGUGCUUACACAUUGUCCCUUUCCCCAUAUUUUAUAUAUGCCCGGUCUCAACUAAUGUCAGCGCUUGUAUCCUCGAAGGUCUUUCGCCAGCUGGAAUUUAUGGCUGUGGGCAGCUGGUGGAUUUAUGCACCUGAACAGCCAGAUUCAGAAAAUGGCGAGCUUGGUGCGGAAAAGGUUCUCUACCGUGUGCCUGGCAACCGGGAGGAUGUCUUUGCUGCAACUCAUAUCAGUAUGAAGUCCAAGAGAACCCUCAUGCGAUUGUUGCGUCAUAUCAUCAAACCCAAUGAGGAUGACGCUUCAAAUGAUGAUGAUAAUGAUGAUAUGUCAAUGCCCUUGAAGGAUUACCUGGCUUCCAAGUUCAGUGUCCCGGAGGAACUUCACAAUCCUCUUCUCUCACUGUCGCUGUCACAGCUUUCUCAGCAAGAUACUACUGCCAGCUAUGCUUUGCCCAGGAUUCAGAGACAUCUGUCAUCCAUUGGACAUCUCGGACCUGGGUUUGGAGCUGUGCUUGCUAAGUAUGGUGGUGGAGCUGAAAUACUCCAAGCCGCUUGUCGCGCGUCCGCUGUGGGAGGGGGUAUAUAUGCCCUGGACACGCAAAUUCAAGAUUGCUUAUGGCGCAAGGAAGCUGAAUAUUCAGAGCAUCGUUUUCUGCUGAAACUGGCCAAUGAAGGGUCCGUUCAGGCGAAAUGCAUGUUUAGCUUGAAUGUUGAUACCAUUCCCAAAGAAGGCUCAAAACCGUUGGUCGAGGUCGCCCGCUCAAUCAGUAUUGUGUCGGCUACUUUCCCAUCUCUUUUCCCUGUGACAGUUGAAGGUGCUCCUGUGCCCGCAACUGCAGUUCUCAUGUUCCCAGGGGAUACUUUGGGCAGCCCUCACUCCCCACCAGUCUAUCUCCAGGUCCACUCAAGCGAUACUGGCGAGUGUCCACCCCAGCAGAGUGUUAUUUAUUGCAGUGUGGCACUGCCUGGGUCGGAAGGCCAAGCUCUUCUCGAGUCCGCCGUGGAUAGACUAAUCCGGGCUGAAGGUCUCCCGGCUACCGUAUUGUGGUCGUUGCGAUACACUCAUAGCGGUCGUCUCAGCAACGGUGGGCCCCGGCGCCUUAUUUCUGACGACGCAGUUCCUGAUUGUUACGCUUUCCCUUCAUCGAGCCUCGACUUGGCAUUUGAAGAUGACACGCUUGAACUUGUAAAAGAGGCAUGGAAGAAAGUUGUAGGAGAUGAAGUUGAUGACGCCGAUUUCAUGAUGUUUGACGAUCGCGAUGGCACUUCUGACCAAUGA
This is a messenger RNA of Penicillium coprophilum, 1578 nucleotides long. Its product is annotated as putative Rab geranylgeranyl transferase escort protein. The transcript is spliced from 4 exons. Gene Ontology annotation, molecular function: GDP-dissociation inhibitor activity. The record is from RefSeq and is a predicted model, not a curated record. Gene Ontology annotation, cellular component: Rab-protein geranylgeranyltransferase complex; cytoplasm; nucleus. Gene Ontology annotation, biological process: vesicle-mediated transport; small GTPase-mediated signal transduction; protein geranylgeranylation. NCBI's taxonomy places the organism in Eukaryota, Fungi, Ascomycota, Eurotiomycetes, Eurotiales, Aspergillaceae. Bases 1 to 1578 code for a protein of 525 amino acids.